AUGCUGGGACUUCUUUUCAUCAGUGUCUCCCAUGGCUUCUUUUCUUCCUACCCUUCUCCUCACACUGCCAGUGGAUGCCGGUCUUCUUUGUCAACGAAAAGUAUCGUUGGAAUCGAUUUUGGAACGGAAAAAACUUGUGCAUCGCAUGCUCUUUGGAACAGCAUCCAGAAAAAACCGCCCCCUAUCUUUUCCUUGACCAUCAGCGACCGAAUCGUCUUCUCGUCAUGUCUGGCGCUUGGCCAGGACGAAAGGAUAUUGUGGGGUCAAGAAGCAUACGAUGGCCAGCAAGGAACCGUAUAUAAAUGGCUCAAGAUAUUUCUGUACGAUCCGGACCACCCAAUUCUACAAGAGCCAAAUGCACCACAGUUGCCAGAGGGUGUCUUGCCCGAGGAACUCGUCACUGUGUACCUUCGUCAACUCUACGACGCAAUCACUGAGAAGACCCGCACACUGUACCCCAAUUGCGAUGAAGGGACUGACUAUUGGUUUGGUUGGCCAGCCACCUGGUCCAACGAGAGCCAACAGAAAAUGAUGAGAGCGGUGCAAGACGCAGGAUAUGGUAACGGUCCCGAGGAACUCGUCACUGUGUACCUUCGUCAACUCUACGACGCAAUCACUGAGAAGACCCGCACACUGUAUCCCAAUUGCGAUGAAGGGACUGACUAUUGGUUUGGUUGGCCAGCCACCUGGUCCAACGAGAGCCAACAGAAAAUGAUGAGAGCGGUGCAAGACGCAGGAUAUGGUAACGGUCCAGAUCGCUUUUUCUUCGUGACAGAGGCCGAGGCGGUCGCAUUGUUUUUCACGUACCAUGAGCAUUAUAGAAAGGUUAGCAACGACUGUGGGUUAGCGGCUAUGGAUGCUGCACUGCGCGGGUACGUCAGGAGUCUCCCCGGAGUACCAUCCCAACGGUUUUUGGACAAAAUAGGCGAUUUGAAAAGAGGAUUCAAUGGGGAUGAAGUUCGUCCGAUAGUUCUUCCUGCAUCGGGCCAACGCACCGCUCUCCCAAAACAUAUCAAGGGAUGCUUGAAUCCAACUAUCGAAAAGAUUCUCAGUUUGAUCCUGGAAAACAUUGAUGCAUCACGCCAAAUGCAACGGCCAAUUUCGCAUGUCCUCCUUGCUGGAGGUGGCGGCAUGAUGCCUUAUCUCAGGAGUCAUAUAGGAGUGAAAUUAGAGGGAAUUGCUGAGGUGCUGUAUCUUAUCGAAUACGCGGCUAUUCCCCGCCUACAGUUUGACAGGAGCUACGGCCUCGAAGCUACCUCUGAGGCCAUUGUUCAUGAGGAAGGACUGGACAGGCGCAUUUUGAGGAAGACGUCCAUACCUUAUUGGAUUGGCCAGGAAUACGCGAUAGAUCAUGAAGAGAGUCACAUUUUCAACAUCUUUCACCGCGCCGGCGAUCCCGCGACGACCAUAAUCAAUCUUGUCGAGCAUCCCGGGAAGUGUCCAUCUCCCGACGACGGAACUCACAUUGCAAAUGAAAUAGUAACAUUGGUGCCCAAAGGUGUCUUCGAAUUUUGCCUCCAGUUGCAAGAUCGCGAUAGCAUAUUGCGCACAGGUGAUGAGUGCAGCAUUAAGGUGCAGAUCGCCUGGACCUUGAGAUACUCGAAACAGCAGGCGGAAGUGGAGCUCGUUGCUAGUGUGAAGGAUGCAGAACUUGGUCGAAAGGUUGGGAUCCUGGACGGACAUAGAUUGGUACAUUGA
Aspergillus tubingensis is the source of this 1698-nucleotide messenger RNA. Its product is annotated as actin-like ATPase domain-containing protein. The transcript is spliced from 8 exons. Bases 1 to 1698 code for a protein of 565 amino acids. NCBI's taxonomy places the organism in Eukaryota, Fungi, Ascomycota, Eurotiomycetes, Eurotiales, Aspergillaceae. The record is from RefSeq and is a predicted model, not a curated record.